Pelobates cultripes (western spadefoot toad) is the source of this 43204-nucleotide messenger RNA. The record is from the annotation of a GenBank genome assembly. Lineage: Eukaryota; Metazoa; Chordata; Amphibia; Anura; Pelobatidae.
AUGCUGCAGCCAAUCAGUGAUCAGGACAGCGGAUAUGGAGAAAUCAUUGAGCCACCUACAUCAUUGUGGAAACUUGUCGAGGAGCAGGUCCCCGUGAGUGAAAGGGCCGAAAUCAAGAGAAUUCUGGGAGAUUCAGCUGUUGACCUCAGUUUAGAGCUGAAUGCAGAGGUUAGUACCAUGUGAACUGUUUGUACUUUGUCCAGAUGUUAUUGACUGGUCCAGAAGGAGUAUGUGUUUUAUAAAAGGUGGUACAUUUUAAUAUCAUCCUCUAAAGUUUUACCUAGUCUCCUACAGGACUGCCAGAUUUUACCACACUUACCUGGACACCUGUUACUUCCUCCCAGUGAUGAGCGAUACAUGAAAAGUCCUUCCCUGUAGUACGUAGAAUUUAUGUGCUUGAUGUAGUUCCUUUCGAAUUCUUAAAAACUCAUCAAAUUCCUGUCCAGCAGGUGUUUAUGGGAUGUGUAUUUCAACCCCAGCCUCAGUUUUACUCCUCAGAUUAGAUGGGUAGAAAUUCUAAAUAAAUAGUUUGCAGCCAUACAGAGCAUUCAUAGGGGUUAUGAAUAAACAGGGUUCUGCUCCGAACAGUGAUCCAAAUGUGAAAAAGGGCCAGAGUCACCAAUGGAACGAGCCUCCUUGUUCCACUGGUUUCCAUAGUGAUUGUCCCACUUAGUACCUUAGACGCCUUUUUACAACAAAACACAGUUCAUACAUAAUCCUAAUAGUUUUGUGCAAAGCCAUGACCCAGAAGGAGGUAGGGACAUGUAUGUGGAUUGUACCCUCCCUUCGUGUGCAUAUGGACACUGUGACGGACCGCUGGCAGUCCGACUUACACCAUCAGCACUGCGGACCCCACUUCCAGCGAUGCAGCUGCGCCGUGGUCUCGCCGUCUCUCACCCAUCCUGGAUCCACGACCAGGAUCAAGCUCCCAGUGGGUGAAUCUCUCCUAUAUCCAGAGAGCAUAGCAGGAACAAAUGAAGCUCUUACAAGAGCUUACUCUGGGGAGUAAGUGAUUAUAGCAAUCCCCAGAGUGUAGCAAUCCCCAGAGAGGGCUACCUGCCCGGUAUUUAUGCAAGUGUCCACCAGGUGGACACUCCCCUAGGGGACCUGAUGGAACAUAUUGGAUAUUAGCCAAUCACCGACAAUACAAACAAAACACUCCCACAGUGACAUCACAAUCCCUCCUCUCUAUCCUGGAGAUAAUUGGGAAGUAAUCAAAUUAUCUCCCAGAACAGAGGCAAGACUCCAUUAACCACAUGGUUGCAAAAAGACAUAAAAUUACACAAUUUUACAAUUACUACAUAAAACAUAUACAUGCGACAUAUCCCCAGAUUAUUACCAAAUGGCGCUCAGAUCACAUACAUACAGCUCAAGUGCCAUGGAGCCAAAGUCCUUUCCAUAGUCUUUUGUUACACGAAUAGGCUCCAUGGCAUAGCUAUCUGGGGUAGCACUACUCACGUACUGAAAGUCCCGAACGCCCCAGCAGAAAUACACAAAUAAACCUUAUUGCAGGGUAAAAUACAGCUAUCAGCACAGGGGCCAUAGUCGGAAGGCAGGAGGCUAGCCAGUAGUCCCCUCCAGGCACAAGUGGCUAAGGGCACUUCGUCACAGACACGUUGGAUGGAUACCAAACGAGGAUGUAAAAUAUUUGAUGGUCUGGGCCACUUAUGGCAGGUAACAGCUGAGAUACGAUUGCCUCGGAUAGAUAUAAUUGCCUUGGUAAACUCCAUACUGCUACAUUUUAGAGUUAGUUUACUAAAUGUUCUAUCCUCUGAAAUUUAGCAACUGAGUUGAUUCAGAUCAGUUGGAAACCAUCCAAAAUCAGACUAAAUGGCUCCAGAUAACUGAAGAAUCACACAGGAACAGGUCAUCUGCUUCUUCCUUGUUCUUCGGUAAUUUUUUUUUUUUUUUUGCUUACUGUGUCAUUUUCACAAAUUUCUUCUAACACCAACAUUUAACUUCAAACCAGCAGCACUCUGACUAACCCAUUUUUUCGGCGUUCAUUUUAGGCAACCGCGCUGCAUCUGUUAGUCAUCAGUUACUGUAUUAUGAAAUAAUAUCUUCUCUUUCUAAGAAAAGUUUCCUAAGCGUGAGUUAUAAACAUUUCCAAAUCUGGCCUCGGGCACUGUGCAGUGAAGGUAACAGUAAGCGGCGUAGGAGGUGCAUGUGCGGUAUGUGUAAAAAGUUUCCCUGCAAGUACUUAAUUGCCAGAACUAGGGUUUGUGUUUCUUUUUCUAGGACAUUUAAUAAUUCUUAUUUCUGUUAGGCAAUGCUUGAAAGUGCUGCCUGGCAAAUUGCGUAAUUUAUGUGCUAAGAGUGCAAGAUCAAUAAUUUAAUCACAACUGCGAUCCUAGAUGAAACACUGUGAUUUGUUAAGGGUACGCCACUGCCCAAAUUAAAAAAACAAAACACUAUUUAGUAGAUCGACACACAAUGCCUUUAAUUAAGCAUUUUUAAAAAUUGGGAUAUACCUAAUAGCAGCUUCCAAAAUCUGAAGAUCUCUUGUCUGCAGUCUUUGCAAGCCCUCCCCUUCUGACCCUGCCCAGACUUUCUGUGGCUGUCCAAUCACAGACUUACCAUUGCAGCUCAGUGAGCAGUCUUUGCAAGGCAGGUGCUCUGGGCAAAUGCUGACUCCUGAAUUUAGGUUUAGAUUAACAAUAAAUGAAUGAAUAAGGUGAAUGACUAGGGAGGGAGAGAGUCCAGAAUCAGAAGAAAAAGACACAUUACUAUGGUGUGAGCGAGGUAGAGCAAAAAAGAAAGAAAGAAUGCAAUAGAAAAAUCUUAGUUGAAAUAAUCCUACAUAACCUGUCUUUAUUCCACAUCCCCUCCAAACAAAAUAGGGCAAUUGAAAGGGUGCAGGAACUAAAUUAACACAUCGCUCUACAAUUAUUUAUAUAGCACCAACAUAUUUUGCAGCUCUGUACAAUAGAAACAAUAUAAUACAAACAUUUAACCCCUUAAGGACACAACUUCUGGAAUAAAAGGGAAUCAUGACAGAAGGGGUUAAUUCUAUCAAAACAUGUUUGACAUAGGGAAUUGUACGUGAAGUGGGCCCUGCUCAAACAAGCUCACAAUCUAAUGGGAUGAGGGACAAAUACACAAGGACAGUGAGGAAAACAAGUGAUGCCUGGUGGACCGCGGUGGCCAUGGGCUGAGGCCGGCAGGGGAAAUGCUGCAUUCCUUGACGGGCCGGCUAGGAGAUCAAAGAUGGUCCACUAUCACUAACAAGCGGCCGCCAGCUGGGGAAGGAGGGAGAGAGGACCUGGCAGAGUUCUAUUUUGCAGCUCCGCCCGGUUCCUCUCGCGAAAUCCGGAGUGUUGCCACAUACUGCACCCCUAAACACAUUACAUUCCAGACACACACUAGAUCCUUAUAUACACUCUGAAUCUGCUAUAUACACACACUCACUAGAUCUCCUAUACACAUUCUGGGUCCUUCAAGCACACACUAGAUCCCUAUACAUACUCACUCUGGAUCCCCUAUUCACGCACACUAGAUUCCUUGUGUGAAGAAUCCCCCUCCAUUCAUUCGAUACUUUCCCUCCCUGCUACUUUAUUCAUGGAUUUAUUACUGUGACGAAGUGCCCUUCGCCACUUGUGCCUGGAGAGGACUGCUUGCCCGCCUCUUGCCCUGUGACUAUGGACCCUGGGAGAUUUGGCCCGUUCAAUUCAGUAUGAUAGGAGUUAUGUAUUUUUGUAUCCUUUUGUGUUGUACUGGGAACAUGUGCUAAUUGAGUCUGCCUCUAUCCCUGGAUAAUUGGAUUAUUUUCCCCAUUGUCUCCAGGAUAGAGGGCUCUGUAAAACCAGUUUGGGCCAGAUAUCCAUGCUGCCAGCCAGGCCCCAAAAGAUACUUUACUAACUUCUGAACCCCUGGUCUGAUUCAUGCCAUUUUUUGAUAUGUUGUUUUCCUGAAUGGAUUGAUUGUGAAUAUAUAUUUUUUAUGUGAAUGUGAUGUAUAUUUUAGAAGUUAUGAAUAUGCUGUAAAAACUGUAUUUUUCCUACCUGUGAUAAUUGAAUCUUCUAUUGUAUAAGAUAAUUGAAUCACAGGCAGAGGGGAGGAUUUUGUGUGGGCUGUAACCUCUGUUUUAUUGGCUACUGUAGAUAACGUGUGUGUCCCUCCCCUGCAUGGGAGCAGGGCAUAAAAGAAACUGUAGCUUGAAUACCUGUUGUUGUUACUUCCAGUAAAGUCUUGUUCCAGCAUUAAGCCUUGGCUCAUGUUUGGGGGAUUGGAAAACUACACUCGAGGGAUUGCUAUAAUCACUUACUCCCCAGAGUAAACUCUUGCAAUAGUUUGAUUUGUUCCUGCUACGCUCUCUGGAUUUAGGAGAGGUUCACCCACUGGGAGCUGGAUCCUGGUCGUGGAUCCAGGGUGGGUGGAGACGGCGAGACCCCGGCGCAGCUGUAUCGCUGGAAGUGGGGUCUGCAGUGCUGAUGGUGUCAGUUGGAGUGCUUGGAGUCCUCAGCGAGCACUAGGCGCAUCGAUUGGUGGAGGUACUCAGUCGGAGUGCCAGCGUUCCGUCACACCUUGUAAGCAAACAGAUACUGCAUUCCAUAAACACACACUCUCCACAUCCCGUACAAACUCUACAUCACCAAUACACACAUACACACUUUCUACAUCUCCUAGACACACACUGUCUACAGCCUCUAGCCACACAUGCAUUACAUUACACCACAAACACAACACGACUAAAACCGUCCUUAUUACACAAUACCACACCAGAAUUAGCUCACUCUACAUACACGCAAUCUCACAAGCAGGCUCCAAACACAUGCAAAGUACUCUUUCUGGCCCUUUUGUCUCCUGGUAUGUCAUUUAUAGAGACACCAGAGACAAGUUGCAAGGAAACACAGUGCAAGCAUGUUAUUAAAUUUAAAUGCAAAAAGAAAAGUCCUGCGCUCACUCCAUCACUCCUGGGCGGCAGCAACGACCACAGUACACACCAGCUCCAAUACAUACAGUAAAAAAAAAAGAAAAAGUUACCUGUGCUCUCUCCUUAAUCCCUAGGUAUAUUUAAACAAAUGGAGGUCAUUUAGUUACUCCAAUGGCCGCUUUUCUUUUUGUAUUUGGAUUCACUUUUUGUAUCACACAGCUAGCUUACAAUGCUGCCACCCAUCCCAUGUGUUCCCUAUUAAGGGUUAAUAAGUAUAUAGGGGUGUAGAUAAAAUAUACCCAUUUCUGUCUCAUUAGAGAUAUCUUUGCCAGAAGCUCAAGAAAGCCAGGUGAAGGGUCAGAGUAGCACCCGUCUAGGGGGGUCUGCCUUGACGUUGGCAGUCGGGCAUUCCCUCCAGUGGCCAUUGGAGUAACUAAAUGACCUCCAUUUGUUUAAAUAUACAUAGGGAUUAAGGAGAGAGAGUAGGCAACUUUUUUUUUUCCCUUUGUUUUUACUAUAUAUUAUUAAAUUAGCUUGCAGUGUGCAGGACAUAUGCAGGGCCUUUUUCUCAUGCUAGAGCUCUUCAGCAGAGCUCUGCGCAUGGUCUGCCCUGUAAGAGCAUUGAACCAACAUGCUCACUUUGAGAGGGGACGUGCUUGUCAUUGGUGAUGACAAAACACACCCUCUCUGCCCCGCCCCAUUCAUAGUGGGCUGCUGUAAUUAAAAAAUGCCCGGGCCAAAUUUUUUUCCCAGUCCAGCCCUGAAUGUACCUGAGAAUGGGGGCAGGGGGGGGUGUUUGGGAGGAGGGAGCAGCACAGAUGGGAGAUGGCAGAGGAAGGUUGUUAAGAAUGAGGAGUUAAGGGGCGAGCGGAUAGGAUUCUCUAAAGAAGUAUGUUUUAUAAAGAGAUUUUAUAAAGGACUGCAGAGAUGGGGAAAGUUGGAUGUCUCUCAGGAGGCCAUUCUAUAUGCAGGAGGCAGCCGUGGAGAGGUUUUGCUGGAGUUUGGGGUGUGGGUGUGAGAAUAGGAUAGUAACUGGACAUCAGCAGAGCAAAGAAGCCAGGCUGUAACAUAUCUGCUAAUAAGGGAACAGAUGUAAACAGGGGCACGGUUAUGUAGAGCUUCGUAUUAUUGAACCAAAUCCUAAGUUAAACAGGAAGCCGGUGUGAAGACUGACAGAGGGGUGAGAGUUGCUGGACGUAAGAUAGAUGAGUUUGGCAGAGGUGUUCAUAGUGGACUGUACAGGGGCAAUCUGGGCACUUUUCAGUCCCCAGUAGAGGGAUACAAUAAUCAAGGCAAGACACAACGAGAGCAUGGACAGGCAUCUUUGUUCCGUCCUAAGUGAUAAAGGGUUGAAUGCGGGGAACCUUAUUAAGGUGAAGGCGACAGGAUUUGGUGAUAGAUUUUAUGUGAAGGAAAGGCCAGAAUCAGAUAGCACACCCAGGCACCACCUGCGGUUGGAGGUUAUAAAUUGAUCGCUGACCUUAUGGUGGAGGUGUGAUUGGAGAUAUAUUACAGCCAAUGAUACCAGGGGCGCUAUAUACAUUGGAUCUGUUUACAGAACCUCCUUUUCUGUGCUGGUCUAUUUUAACCUUACUUUGCUAUGCAAGUGUGAAUUUAAUACGGUUUCAUAUUAAAUGAAUAAACCCCUGUGCAUUGUAUAUUAUAUACAAUAUCAUAAGAACUCUUUGCAUUUUGUGCUGAUAUGUUUAAAUUCUGUAUUAUGAAAAAUAAAUAAUCUCAUGCAAUUAUUCACUUUCUUAAAUGCCUUUUUAGAAUGCUGAAGUCAAGGUAUGACUUCAGUGUAAUGAGUUACAAUUGUUUUUGGAAAGAUCACACCUUGGAUGCUGAGCAUUUAGAUAUGACUUCAGUUCACUUACAAUGGAAUGUACUUUGCCAAGAUUCAGCUGUUAAAAGAUGAACUGAAAACGUAUUAUUAUAUAAAAUCGAAGCAAGUAAAACAAAACUGUUUAUGACAAUCUAUAUCAAUAUUCUGGAAUUCUUUUUUUGAAUUUUUUUUUUAUUACAGCUACCCUGGAAUUUUUAUGGUACAAUUUAAGUGACUUUGCAAAUGGGGAAUUUAACAAGUUUUCGCUCAAACUUGCACAAGUUUAACAAAUACACAAUGUUUGUUGGAUUGGCCUGUGUGCCUCUUCUCAUUCCCCUUUCUUUCGGAGUCCUCUCUCUUGUGGAAGUCUACUCUCUGAUCUUCUCAUUCCCCUUUCUUUCAGAGUCCUCUCUCUUGUGGAAGUCUACUUUCUGAUCUUCUCAUUCCCCUUUCUUUCAGAGUCCUCUCUCUUGUGGAAGUCUACUUUCUGAUCUUGCAUGGUUUCUCAUUGCAGGUUGAGCUUCUGCUGGAUCUAUUGAGGGAUCUGAGAGCCACCUACUCAUCGUCCAGACAGAGUUCACCGCAUAGUCUCACCUCACUCCUGGCUGAUCCACCUGUGAUUAAGGACAUGAUAACACAAGAAAUACGCAUGUUACUGCUAAGCGUGAGACAGAAAGCACGGUGUGAUGGACUGUAAGUUAUAUGUGUUGGGGAAGAAUCUUUUUAUGGUACUAAAUGUUCUAUGUUGUUCAAGCACUAUAUAAAGAUCAGUUUGCAGCAGUGUUUUCCUAUGGGGAGGGCUUAAUGAACUUGUGGCAUUUGUUGCGCUGUAGCCCUCUUCCCCACCCCCCCCCAGUCAGAUGACAUCAGAGGAGGUGGAGUGCCGCUCCAGCACCGAGGGAGAACCGUGCUAGGUUUGGGUAAGUACAGAAAGGUUUUCUUUUCAUGCUUGGGGGGAGGAGGGGGGUAGAGGGUCUGCAAGGGCUAUGGCAGAGGGAACUAUAGUGUAAGGAAUACUGAUUUGUAUUCCUUACACUAUAGUAUCCUUUUAACACCACAAGCAACCUCCAAACUCAUACAAAACCACAUGCAAUCUCUCUCCCACAACAAGCAAAUAUAUACACAACCCUCGUUUACUCCUGUUCACUUGUGUCCUUUGGUAUCUGACUUAAGGAGAAACCACAGGCAAGUCACCAGCAGACACAGAAGAAGUGUAUCAUUAGAAUGGCUUGCACUGUGUUAAACACAUUUUUCCCUAUGUAAUAGCUCUUCAGCAGAGCUCUGUAAAUGGGCUGCCCUGGAGGGGCAUCAUCCUGACAUGCCCGCUUUGGGGUACAUGCGUGCCAAAGAUGAUGCAGCUCAGCCUUAAAUUGCCCGGGCUGAAUUUUUGUCCCAGUCCAGCCCUGAAUCAUUCUUCAAAUCAACUCUUAAUUUCAGCUACAAUUAAACUUGUCAAGUUUCAGCUACUCAUACUUUAUUAAACAAACCCAUUUUUUAUUAAAUAAAAAGAAACAAAACCCUUUAGUUUUACAAUUACUGACAUUGCCCUGAAAUCACUUGUGGCCUCAGUUUGAUGAUCACAUUGCCCAAAACAAGAAGUCUUUCACAAGUUUCUUAGCAAUUUCCCCUGACAUUCUCUUAACAAACCCAAUGUGUUACCCUGACCAUAUAGUGUGGUAUUUCCAAUACAAUAGGCAUUAAUUGGUUUGACUGCUUACUUCUUAGCAACGUGAUCGAGCUGAGAAACAUGCUGUAGAGGUACAAGCUAAACAAUGCUUAGGCCGUUUCUCCCAGAGUUUGUCCUCUAUUCUCUUGAUAAAGACCAACGGACUCUCUUAAUAAGUUACGUCAUUAAUUCCCACCAAUAAAGUAAGGUCAAAGAAGCACAGAUAGAGAUGCUUUUUAUGGCAUGCCUUUGUGAUUGAGUUUACUACUGACAUUGUCUUUCCUAUUACAUUUCUAAGUAGUUUAAUUUAAUUUGGCUCUUUGCCAGUCUCCCUUCGUCAUGUCUUACUUGGAUUCCAAGUCUCUGUGUAAUAAUUAACGUUUAUUUAGUUUUUUAACGUAAGGAAAUCCUUCAAGAUCAAUGGAGAGAGGAUGGUUGUGAGUCCUAUACAGUCCAGAACUGUUUAUUUUUUAUUAUUGUGCAAUGUGAAGGUUUGAUUGUGUUAUUAUUAGCAGUAGAAAGAGGGAAGUGAUCAUGCCAUUGUACAGAACACUGGUGAGACCUCACUUGGAGUAUUGUACGCAGCAGUGGAGACCGUAUCUUCAGAAGGAUAUUGAUACUUUAGAGAGAGUUCAGAGAAGGGCUACUAAACUGGUUCAUGGAUUACAGGAUAAAAUUUACCAGGAAAGGUUAAAGGAUCUUAACAUGUAUAGCUUGGAGGAAAGACGAGACGGGGGGGUAUGAUAGAAACAUUUAAAUACAUAAAGGGAAUAAACACAGUAAAGGAGGAGACUAUAUUUAAAAGAUGAAAAACUACCACAACAAGAGGACAUAGUCUUAAAUCAGAGGGGCAAAGGUUUAAAAAUAAUAUCAGGAAGUAUUACUUUACUGAGAGUGUAGUGGAUGCAUGGAAUAGCCUUCCAGCUGAAGUGGUAGAGGUUAACACAGUAAAGGAGUUUAAGCAUGUGUGGGAUAGGCAUAAGGCUAUCCUAGACUUAAGAUAAGGCCAGGGACUAAUGAAAUUAUUUAGAAAAUUGGGCAGACAAGAUGGGCUAAAUGGUUCUUAUCUGCCAUCACAUUCUACACUGGACAAAAUUAUAAACGCAACACUUUUGUUUUUGCCCCCAUUUUUCAUAAGCUGAACUCAAAGAUCUAAGACUUUUUCUAUGUACGAAUGUGGAAUGUUGGUCCACUCCUCUUCAAUGGCUGUGCGAAGUUGCUGGAUAUUGGCAGGACCUGGAACAUGCUGUCGUAUACGUCUAUCCAGAGCAUCCCAAACAUGCUCAAUGGGUGACAUGUUUGGUGAAUAUGUUGGCCAUGCAAGAACUGGAAUGUUUUUAGCUUCCAGGAAUUGUGUACAGAUCCUUGCAACAUGGGGCCGUGCAUUAUCAUGCUGAGGUGAUGGUCGUGGAUGAAUGGCACAACAAUGGGCCUCAGGAUCUCGUCACGGUAUCUCUGUGCAUUCAAAAUGCCAUCAAUAAAACGCACCUGUGUUCGUUGUCUAUAACAUACGCCUGCCCAUACCAUAACCCCACUGCCACCAUGGGCCUUCGAUCAACAACGUUGACAUCAGCAAACUGCUCACCCACACAACGCCAUACACGGUGUCUGCCAUCUGCCCUAUACAGUGUAAAUCAGGAUUCAUCCGUGAAGAGAACACUUUUCUAAAGUGCCAGAUGCCAUUGAAUGUGAGCAUUUGCCCACUCAAGUUGGUUACGACAACGAACUGCAGUCAGGUCGAGACCCCGAUGAGGACGACGAGCAUGCAGAUGAGCUUCCCUGAGACGGUUUCUGACAGUUUGUACAGAAAUUCUUUGGUUAUGCAAACCGAUUGUUGCAGCAGCUGUCCGGGUGGCUGGUUGUGGAGGUCCUGGGCUGGUGUGGAUACUCGUGGUCUGCGGCUGUGAGGCCGGUUGGAUGUACUGCGAAAUUCUCUGAAACGCCUUUGGAGACGACAUCUGGUAGAGAAAUGAACAUUCAAUUAAUGGGCAAUAGCUCUGGUGGACAUUCCUGCAGUCAGCAUGCCAAUUACAUGCUCCUUCAAAACUUGCGACAUCUAUGGCAUUGUGCUGUGUGAUAAAACUGCACAUUUUAGAGUGGCCUUUUAUUGUGGCCAGCCUAAGGCACACCUGUGCAAUAAUCAUGCUGUCUAAUCAGCAUCUUGAUAUGCCACAUCUGUGAGGUGGAUGGAUUAUCUCGGCAAAGGAGAAGUGCUCACUAACACAGAUUUAGACAGAUUUGUGAACAAUAUUUGAGAGAAAUAGGCCUUUUGUGUACAUAGAAAAAGUCUUAGAUCUUUGAGUUCAACUCAUGAAAAAAUGGGGGCAAAACCAAAGGUGUUGCGUUUAUAAUUUUGUUCAGUGUAUGUUUCUAUGUUAUUGCUCUCCAAAUAUCUCAAUAAAAAAAAUUAAAAGAUUAUGAUAUAUUUUGGGGUCUAUAAAUGUUAAAGUUCUACUCCCCAGAUUUCCAGUUCCAUAAAGUGGGAACCUUAUGCGCAUCAUGUUUUAUGAUUUGGUCAUUUGAGCAAGCCAUCAAUGGCAUUACAGUUGGGUGGGAGAAGGUCACUAAAUUCCAGAUUGUUUGGUAGCUGUGGGCCCCAAAUGUUCUCAGUGAUGUAGAAUGGGGGUCAAUGAGAGCUGUACUCCUUGCAGCUUCACUACUUUCUCCUGCAGUUCUGUAUUACAGGCUUAAUAAACAAGAGAACCAGGAUUUGACAACAUACACUGCUACUUUCUGUAGUAGAGCCAAUAGUGUAAAAAAACAGGAAAGAGAGAUCUGUGCAGAUCAGAGCACAACUCUCCAGCCUGCUCCACAAAAAGCUGAGGUACUUUACUCAAUAAUCUCUUAAUGCAGUCAGCUUGCUUGCAGGAAAGUUGUUUUUAAAAGGGCACCCCUUUCAUAAAGUUACAUUCCCCACAAGCUGUAGCUAUUUGAAAUGAUUAAAGAUCAGCCAAACGCUCGCAGUUCAGUCUGAGAGCCCGUUCAAUCAGACGAGAUGGUGAUGGGUUUAGUGUCUGGAUGCUACGGUAAACCCCUGUUUAUUGAAACUAAACUGACUGUGAGUGAGAGACAAAUACAGUUAAUGACCUGGCCAAACAUGCCCUCAGUCUAUAAUCACAGGUGUUAAUGUCGAUUUCCUGCAACUUCAGUGGAAUAAAUCAGAAGUGGUAGGUGGACAAUUUCAAUUAAGUUAUAUAAUGACAACAUCUUCAGCAGUCUUGUACAAUAGGUAAACAAUACAAACAUUUCAUUCCAACAAAACUUGUUUGACAUACAGGAGCAGCAGGUGAAGAGCUUACAAUCAAAGACCUGCUCAAUAUCACCAAACCAAAAAUAUAACCUGCAAUAUCUAGAUCUUCAGAGUUUUUAUGUACUUUGAUCAAAAAUUGUGAGGAUAUUCCUCUCCACCUGGCCACCGAUGGCUAAUCUGGACACUGCAGAUAUUUACCUACCAUAUUUCCUUUUGGCUGACUUGGCAUUGUGGGAAACAUUGAAGAAACUGGCUGAGCAUCAGGGGUAAUGGUAUUAUCUAUGAGGGAGUGCCCCAUGCUAUGCCAGAGAAUAAGCAGGCAUGAAGGUCUGUGCCUGCUCUGAGUUCAGCAUCAUUAGUCUGUGCAUGAAGAGAAAAUUCCAUUAACACAAUAUUCAGUGUUUUCAUGGAGCUGUCAGGGUGGAGUUGGCUUUAUAGAGGGAUGUCUACAAAUUGCUUCCCAAUACCAGUUUCCAUUUGAUAGACAAAUGAGUGGGCAGAAUAACUGACACAUUUCUUCUGUAGCUGAUUGAUUUCCAGAAUAAUUCCAUAAACAUUGUACCCUCUCGUUGUACUCAACUCUUACUGGUGAGUUAGGGGUUCAUGCACCAGAAAACAAGUUGGGGUGAACAGAAACAUAGGCCAAAAUAAAAGCAUUCUCUGUGUGGAAACUUCUCCCAACUUUGCUGUCAUGGCCUCAGUGUUGCCACUUUGUUACACUCACCACAGCGUUCUUUUUAGUGAAUAAGUCCCAUCCUUGACAUUUGCUAAAAUGGCAAUCACGAUCAUUAGCGAAUACUGGCAGUUUCCAAAAUGGAUUCCCAACUAACAUGGCCCUCGGUAAUGACAAGCCAAUUUCUACCAUCAUAUUUUGUAAAUGAAAACGUUAACCAUUUCUGCACUGUUACAACUGGUUGGUUUGAUGGGCUUGUGCCCUGGGAUACUGAUAUCAGGUCAGCAGACUUCCUGUACCUUCUUUACCUUUCUGUAAUUUGUGGAACAUGUUCUAUUCCAUUUUCUGAUGAAUGCAGGUAGCUGUCUCUUUAAUGUCUGAUCACCUGCAUGCCUGGCUUUCCUGUGAGACCUUCAAAUGCUUCCCAGACAACAAAUACAUCUUAAAAGGGGAAUGAAUUGACUGGUCGGAUGUAUUUUAACUCUGGCAGAUCUCAGUAAGUUUAAACAAGUGGUUCAAUUAAAUUUUUAGCCACUUGCUGUAACUAAUGGGCAUCUAAUACAAGAAAGGGUAAAUGUGUCAAAUAAAACAAUAAUUGUCUUAAAAUAUUGGUUCUGGCAUGUUACACUGCACAAUAUUGUUUAGAAGAAAAGACUUCACAUGGGUUUGCUAUUGGAUUGUAGCUGUUUGGAUUGCUCGUAAGGAGUGAUAAUUUCAUUGUUAUGUCUAGGUCAGAUAUAUAUAUAUAUAUAAACAGCAAAAAAAAGCCUUGCACUCCUACCAAACAUUAAAUAGAACCCGGUGCUCGAUUGCACAAUAGAUACCAAGCAAAAAAAAUAAUCAGCACUCCCAGGAUUUGUAAAUAAGCCAAAAAAUACUUUACUCCACAGGUCAACGUUUCAGCUCCUCUUGGGAGCUUUCAUCAGGACAGCAUAAAUGAUAUACCGGUAAUUAAAAAAGUGAAUAAAAAAUAACUUAAUGGUAUUAUUUUGUAUUUAUUUUGUUUCUAUACCCGGUCUUCCUGUCCAAUAUUACAAUAAUGUUCUAUAAUUACUAUAAUGUACUUAUAUUACUAUAAGGUCAUUUGCCUAUGAUUUAAAGAAUAUAAAUUGCAUAAAAUGUUAAUCAGAGCAAAUAAUUUAGAGUGCAAAUAAAAUUGAUCUUAAAUAUUGUGAGUUUAGCUGGAAAACGUUUCUGACUUUUAAUUUGGGAAACAAUGAAAGCAGUAAGGUUUGUGUAACUCCACUCCCAGUUGUAUCAAAUAUAUCCUUUCUCUGUUGUAUCAUUCAUGAUUGUAACUUUCGUAAACAUCUCACAUACUACAUCAGUAGUGAACAGCAAUACCAAAGUUUCAAAAUACUUAAAAACAUUCUUCAAUGUACCAACAGACCAUGGUUUAAUCAAAAGAUAGCCAGGGAAUCAUGGGAGUUGUAGUUCAGCAACAUCUGGGGGGCCCCUUCUUAAUGACUCACAUAGACGUCACUGCUUCGCCAUCCAUUUCGUACCCACGUACUUUCUCAAUGAUGAGAACAAAUCGCAUAGAUUUUUGUCCUUGGAGGACAAGUCACAGAGUUUAUGUGAGUCUUUAAGCCAUGGUCUGUAGAAGAAUGUUUUUAAGUAAAUGUAAAUAAAAGGAUUUUAUUUUUCAGGCGAAAUAACACAUUUCAUGAAUAUUGGAUGCUUUAUUAUUGCUUUUAAUUUUGGGCCCAAUAUUUCAUAGAAGAGACCAGUGUUAAGUUUAACCUUAUAAAUAAAGCAAAUAGAUUAGUCUGUAUUAAGUGUUUUUUUUUGUAUGCAUUGUAAUUAUUGUGCGGAGUGUCGCACAUAAGGUGUAAGGUUUUCUUGCUCUCUGUUCACACCCUUCCCUUCAUUAUGAUUUAAUCAAUCCUAAUAAAAAAAUAAGUGUUUUCAGAUCUAUAGCAGUGUUUUCCUGAAGCUCUGAAUGUAUCGUGUUGAGCAGAUAAUUGGAUUUUGCUAGUCUUUUAGAACUUUGCUGUUAAUGUGCACCGCCCCUUGGUUAUAACAGAUAUCUUUCAUUCAUUGCAGAGAUGAGGCCCAGGUGCUCUAUAAAUAUAACCAAAAGGUUGUCGGCUAUGUGAUGGCGGAAAGCAGACCUGAGAGCAGGGUGAGCAGUCGGUGCAGCGGAUCAUCAUGGAGCCACGACAUCAGAAGGAGCAGCUGUGUGAGUUCCUCCUACUACGAAAUGAGCAGACCACAAACCGGGAGCACAGGGACAGAAGAUCGGUGGGUAUCUAGAGUCACCUCACCAUUAAAUUGUAUAUGCUUUUAUUUUGUUUUAUUUAAUAAUUGUUUGAAUGCAAAUAUAUUCCUUUCUAUGUCAGAUGGUCUGGUCAAUGUCCAUAGGUAAAAUUGUUCAGUAAUUAGGCACCACUAAUUCCCCCAGUCCUGAACACAAAUCAUCCUGUCCACUUUGGCUUUCCUGGGGACAGCUCUGUGAGCAGAGAUUGAGAUGUUAACGACGAUGGAUUAAAUGCAAUGAUGGAUUGAAUGCGUAGAUGAUUGUGGCUUUCAUUAGCUACUAGCUAGCCAUGGGUACAACUCAGGGCCCAAGACAGAACUAUCUAGUAGGAGCACACCUGCUAUUUUUAGAGUCAUGGGAAGGUUGCUAAGUUUACCAGAAUUCUGGGGAUUAUAGUUAAUGAUCACAGGAGAACCAAGUUUGGACUUCCCUGCUAAUCACAAAGCAAUCCAAAAUUUGAGAGGGUAGCAGUAGAGUGCUAGGGAGAAGUGACUUUCCCACAUCUGGAGAUGUUCUCAGCAUACAAAUUAUUAUGCAGCAGAUGGUGCAAGUUUCCCCUAUUCUCUUAACUUUAAAUUAAAGGAACUGACCCAACACACCUUCAGUAGUGACCAAUGGACACUCCAUUUACUUGGUCCUUAAAGUGCAGUAAACAAUUAAUGUACUGUACUUUAGGAUCGGAAUAAUUGGAAUGCCAAACACAAAAGAAAACGUGCUGGAAAAAAAUAAAUUUCAGCAAGAAUUGGAUAAACUUAGAGCUGAAGCUAUGAAUGAUCCUCUCCAGAAAAUCACACACAACAGCUGGCUUGUGGCUCCAAGAUGAUGACUCCAUGGUGUAUGUUACAAAUUUAGUUGCAACACAGUUUCCAAUGGUUUUGAUCAGCUACUGAAUCAUUCACCACUGUUUUUGUGUCUCUUUGUACACAAUGCUUCCAGAUGUAUCCACCAAUGGAUUGAAAUCACAUAAUGUAAGAUGCAUUUCCCUCUUUAACAAAAACUCAAAAUUACAAUUGGGUAUUAUAUUAAUGGCUUAAAAAUUAUUUAGUAUUUUUUUUAUUAAGAUUCUUUAUUUGUAUUUUGUACUGUUAUAACAGGGUAGUACAUAUGUACAAAGUAAGGAGUGAGCUCAACAGGUAAUUGCCAACUUAUGUUAUAACAUGGUAUUUACAUUCAGUUAUGAUUGUGGCAGAGAGUCCGGUGGUGCAAUGGCAGCCCCACAAUAGGGUUGGUGCAUUGUCCGUUGACCAAGGCUCCUUUAGUGGGCAGGUAGCCUGGCCUGGGUCUCGGACCUAGAAUGCCUUUGUUGAGCCAGACUUAUGAGGUAACUUAGGUGCUGUGUGGAUGUAUGUGUUGGGGGGGGUUUACCUAGCGUGCGUGGUGUUAUGAGGUAUCUUUUUGUCAAGGUGUAAGUGUGCUGAGAUGGCCAUUUCACGACUUUGUUCAUGUAGUGGUGUGGUGUAAGUGUCGUUGGGUGUUGUGAGUGAGUGUUGGCAGUAGAGGUAGGGGAGAGGAGAAGAAAGAGAGGAUGUGGAAAAGGAGAAAGACAAGGGAGGAGAGGGGAGAGGUAAGGACCACGUGCGCGAAAGUAGAAGUCCCGUCUCGGUGUUGUAUUAGCUUAGCUUUAUGAUGUCUGUAUAAUGGUCAACCUUCUUGGGGAUUAACAGUGAUGAGGGCUUGGAUAGCAGGAAUGCUCAAGGGUCUUUGGGAAAUGGUCUGUUUAGGAUUCUGAUUUGUAGGCUGGUUAUGCUCUGCCACAGUAGGAUGAGCUUGCGGCAAGUUCACCAGCAGUGGAGGAAGGUGCCUGUCUUCUCGCAUAUCUUCCAGUAGAGGUUGUCUGGCAUGCGAUGUAUGGAGGCCAGGCAUUGAGGAGUAAGAUACCAUCUGAACAGCGUUUAAUAUGUCUGCUCCUGGUGUGUAACACAUAUGGAGAUUUAUUCAGUGGCCUCCUAAAUGUCUGACCAGUCCGUGGGGUCCUCGGGUGGGCCCAGGUCGUGUUCCCAGGCCGAAAUGUAGGGGAGGAUGACCUGGGAGUGGUGUGAUGCUAGUGUUGUUUAUAGAUCAGAUAUUUGUCCUUUGCGGGAUGGAUGGUCCAGGCAGUCUCGUUCAAAAGCAGUCUGGGUGGAAGUUGCUACUUGACAAAUUGAUGGGGUUCAAGCAAAGCUUCGGAGCUGGAGGUAGCAAAAGUGGUCAAAGGUUGUUAACAUUGUUGGGUCCGAGAGGUCAGAGUACUGCAGUAAUUCGCUAUUUGGUUAUAGAUGGCCUAGUCUCGGAAUGUCCCUGUCUUCAAAGUGUGCAUAGUGUUUUGGCAUUAGGUCUGGGGGGAAUAUUUUAUUGCGGAAGAUGAGAGUGAGGCGGUCCCAGAGGUCAAUGAAGUAGGUGAUUGUUGGGGAUGUUUGGGGGCGGGAAGAGGCCUGAAUUGUCUUGGGAGCCAGCUGUAUUGAGAGGGAUGAUCCCUUCCAAAUAUGGAAUGUUCUAAAUCCAUCCAUCUCUAACGGUCUGGGGGGAGGUGCCAGUGCUGGAUUUGAGCCAGGUGGGCUGCGUGUUGAUAGUGAAGGAAAUUGGGGAGGCUUAAUCCUUCAGAAUGUUUGGGGACAUAUAGGAUGGUUCUCCGUAUGCAGGGCUUACAAUCGUUCAAUAUGAAGGAAUCAAUUGCGAAUUGUAAUGCCUGUAAGCUCUGCCCUUUUGCAUGAGAUAGUUAUUUAGUAUUUUAAAGCACUGUAUAUUUCAGGGAACAAUUUAGACCUACCAAUAUUAAAAGAACAGAGCAUUUUUAUAUAAAGUGUUCUGCAUGAUGGCUUGUGAGCUUACAAUCAAUAAAAUCAUAUGGACUUGGUGCUCUUCCCCCUGAUUUCACAUUUCCAACACAUUGAUGUAUUACUCGGAGGAAAGACACAGAGACGCACUAACUAUAUUUGUGGAUCUUUUCACAGACCAUUGUCCUCUCUUUCCUCUUGCUCCAGCAUUGAGGACGACCUUGAAGAACUAAAGGAUAAGCUGAAGAUUUCUCAUAUUGAUGAGGUUGUCAAGCACCUUAAGUGAGUGAUAUAAAAUAUAAUAUAUAUUCGCUUACCCCAGAAUGUAUUAGAAAAUGAUCAGCACAUGCUUCUUUGACUUACAAGUCUAUAGACCGGUAAAACAUUUAUGAUGGUGUAUAAAAAGUAAUGCAUCAUUUUUAGUGGUUUUCAAUAUUUUUUGUCUUCUCUAGGCCAUGAGCAAAGUUACACAUGCCGAUUCUACUUUGUUUGUUUGGCCUAACUGCUACACACAUAUAGGCCUGAAUCCUGCUGUUUUGCAUUGAAUGACUGGCAGUUUGCAUGUACUGGCACAUUUAAACAGUGCAGCAGGAUUUUUUUAAAGGGGCUCUGUUAUUUUUUUCUUUUUUUUUCUUUUAUUAUACCCUUUGUAUGUUAAUGAUUAUACACCCAGCUUUGCCUUUUGACUUUAUUUAUUGUCUUCUCUUUCCCUAUGCUGGUUCUCAAUACCUGGGCGCCUCCAUACUGUUCUCCUCUGUCCAUGCUGUCUGCAGUUUGUCCUUCUGUGGCAUUCUUCUGACAGAUGGAUUGUGGGUAAAUUAGCUCAGCAACUUAAAUUGAACUUUGCUUAAGCUCUGCCCAUUGCCAAAAUGUGCCAAAGAUCAUGUUUCCCGUUAGACAAAGUACUCCCUUCUUUUUCUUACGUAUAACAAAAAAACUAAUGUCAAUUAAAAAUAUAAAAAAACCAAGGAGAAAUAGAAGUAUUUGUUUAAAAGCCAAACCUGCAAAGUAACAGAGCCACUCUGAGACAUAAGCCCCUGUGCCUCUGGCUCAUAGAGGGGCUUGGAAGUUAGCCCCACAGACUAUGGACCCUGUUCCAGAUCGAAAUAUCAUUAACUCUGGACUAAUAGAUCAUAUUAACUGCCUUAUUUAAAAACUUAUCAGACCAGACAGAGUGGCACUGGAGAGGGGAUUGGAUUGUUUUAUAUUGUAUGUUAUGGAGGACUGCCUUGGAAUCCACAUUCGUACUGUUCUGUGUGUUUACUGAAGUGUGUUCGUUCUACCCCCUACAUUAUGCCGAACUAAUGUGUGGGGAGAACAAGGCUAUAAUCACUGCUGCUGUACAGGAGAGAAGGCAUCGAGAGCUGUAACCACUGUAGCUUUGUCCAGUGGAAAAGGCCCCCAGACACCUUAGUCUAACUUUGCGAGUGGAUCUGAAGCACUCCAGAGUCCCCUUACAGCACAGAGGAAGCUGGCCUGAUGGAGCUACUCAGCCUGAGUAGAGGAGCACCGUCACACGCUUUAGUGGUUGUGGUGCCUGGUGUACCCUUUGUUGGUUUCCCUGUAAUGGCGCAAGCUACUUAGCAAUGGUUUGGCCCCUUUCCUGGAUUCCCCCUGGGCUCCGAUGCUUCCUGGUGGUCAUGUGAAACACUUCUGCCUUCUGCAGGUCCCUGCUCUAUGUGUUUACAUGCUAGAGGGAGGGGGGUAUAGUGACACAAAAGGUAAGGGUAGGGUAGAAAAGUAGGUUGCUAGGAUAGUAUUCAUUAAGGGUUUAGGGUUUUGUUUUGAUGACAGUUUCAGGGAAGGAAUCAGGGUGCUGGGAGAGAAAGCUGUUCACAGUUUAAUUGAUAUGCUUUCCUAAAGAAAUACAUUUUCAAAGAUUUUUGGAAGGAAUAAAGACUGGGUGAGAGUCUAACAGAGAGGGGAAGGGCGUUCCAUAGAAACGGUGCAGCCCUAGAGAAGACUCUAAGAUGAGCAUCAGAGGUAGGAGUACGAACAGAGGUUAGACGUAGGUCUCCGGCAGAGCGUAGGGGCCUAGAUGGCCUAUUUGUGUAUUAAUAAGGAUAAGUAGGUGGGAGCAGCAUUGUGUAGAGAUUUGUAAGCAAGUGUCAGGAUCUUAAAUUGAGCCCUAUAUCUUACAGGAAGCCAAUGCAGGGACUUACAGAGGGGUGAGGCAUGGGAGGUGUGGGCGGACAGGAAGAUGAACCUCACUGCUGCAUUCACUAUAGACUGUAACGGUGCAAGCUGGGAACACGUAAGAUCACUAAGAAGCGGAUUAUAGUAGUCAAGGCGAGAGAGGACCGCAGCAUGCACAAGCACCUUUGCCGUAUCAGGCGUUAAAUAGGGUCAGAUGCACGCUAUGUUUUUGAAAUGGAAGCGGCAGGAUUUGGCGAUUGAUUGGACACGAGGGGUGAACGAGAGGUUGGAGUCAACGAGAACACCUAGGCAGUGUAUCAAAGCUGAAAGCUGCACACAUAGACUCAGGGUACCAUAACCAUUUCAAGUCACUGAAGUGAUAAUGGUACUUGGAUUACGCCUUUAGCUGUGCACGUACAUGGUACCAGCUUGUUUGCUAUUUAAGUUAUAUUAUUUAUUAAAGGCAUUCAGAGUUUUGCAUCUCUUGAAAGGAGUACAUAGUCCAAACAGUAGUUUGUAAGACCCUUUAUUGAAAUUGAGGUGACUGCAAGGAACUGCCUGCACAGCGUGUAUCACUGCUCUUUUGUUAUAAUGAUUCCGUAUGAAAAUUUAAAGAUUUUAAGACCGAACAAGAAAGAAAAUAUUCUUUACCUGUUGAAAAGAAAAAUGAAGACAUCAAAGGUCCCAUGCUGAGCGGAUUUGACUAAGAUGUCUCACAUGACCUUUUUAAUCAUGGCUUAACACGGGCAGUGGCCGACUUGUAAGAAAAUGAUAUCACGGUGGAAUAUGUCAUCGAUCAGUCUAGAGAGGUGCUUGCCAAAACCUCUCAAUGGAAUGCUAAUGUUGUUAUAGCUUCUAAAAACAUAGCCCGUCUACAGACCCAGACUUGGGCCGACUGCACCUGCCAAGCAGUCUGCAUUUAAUUUAUGUGCGAACCAGUGCGUAAUGAAUGCACUUCUGUGAUUCCUUGGUGUUUACAUAUACUUGUUUCGGAACGCCUCAGGCCUGGCUUCCUAAGCACAUGUAGAUGUGUUUCAAUAAUUAGUAGAAACAUGCGCUACGGGAACUUUUCUGCUAAUUAAUACAGAUCAGAGACAGUUACUUUUCCUAAAUAAAAUCAGAGAUCAGGAAUUAUAAAGCUGUGUGGGCAGGAGACUAGGAAAACCACUGCUGUAGAUUAGCUGGUUGCCCUCCCCCCCACCCCCCUUUCUAGGAUUAUGGCUACAACAAGUGCAGGAGGCAUCUUAAAGGAACACUCUAAGAUUAAGUAUGUACAUUUUUUUUUAACCUUUGGGUGUUCCUUUCCUUUUUUAAGAUUUAUCCCCCCUCCCCCUCCAUGUUUAAAGAAAUAAAACAGAAAUCCAUUGUGUUUACCCAUAAUGCAGCUCUGGGUCAGUCUCUUCUUUUCAGUCGCUCUGCAUAAUAUCAUAAUAGAUGAUCUCCACAUCAUCAUGUUGUCAGUGAAGACACCAAAUCGCCAAAUGUGAAGACCUUCAAAAAUUGAAGGUGUUAAAUGUGGAAGCUCCACUAGUGGCAUUUUUGUGCAUUGCAGCACGUAGAGUAAGUGAUCUCCGUUAACUUCAUUCCUACACUUGUGAAUGAAAAUCUGCCCUGGAGUAGAGCAGCCUAAAGCAGCCAUCGCAGUUCCUGCCCUUGACCUGUACCUGGCCAACUUGCCCCGUUACAGUCUAUAAUGAAUGCAGCAGUGAGGCUCAUCUUCCUGUCUGCCCACACCUCCCACACCUUCCCCUUUGUCAGUCCAUCCAUUGGCUUCCCGUAAGAUAUAGCUCAAUUUAAGAUCCUGACACUUGCUUCCCUAUGGGGAUUUUACCAACGCUGGAUGUCCUCAUGCAGAAGGUGAGGACGUCCAGCGUCAGGUGAGCAAAAGUUGGUUAGCCACCAGGAAGUGUCUCUAGUGGUACUAGAAGUAGUUUUCGUCCUGCAGUUUCUAUGAAACCGCAAUUAUUUUCAUUGCAGGACUAAGGAGGACAGGGACACUGCACCUGGACCACUUCAAUGAGCUGAAGAGGUCUGAGUCCAUUUAGUGUCCCUAUAAGAUGGCUUUGGUGCUUAAAGUCACCAUUUUAAUUAUUUUUCAAAGUUUAAUUGCUGUGGACAUGUUGCCUGCAUUGACCCGUGAGAUAGCUCAAUAUAUAAAGGGAUACUCUCAGCACCAUAAACACUAUUGUUUAUUGUACAGUGUAUUGUAGUGGUUAUGGUACCAGGAUUCUCUUGUGUUCAAUCUUUCUGCCACCUUUCUUCAGCUAGGGCCAUCAUGUUAUGUUCCGUAUUACCUGUUCAUAACAUUUGUGUGAGUAAACAGAGUUUGACCAUGCCACACUGCUGUUAACCUGUGUUAGCCUGUGUCCGUUUGGCACAGCAGAGCAUGUUAUUGUUUAUGCAGCACUGGUUGUAUAAAAAAGGCUAAAUUAAGGUGGGCUCAAAUAUGCAACAAUGUUUUGGGCAAGCUGUGUUUACAGUAAAUCUGAUUAUAUCACAUCUUGUUUUGUUUCCCCCCCCCCCACUCCCCCCACAUUUUUUCUUUAAUUUGUUCCUGGCUAUCGCUGGUAAGAGAAUACAGCAAUUUGUGUAAUUAUACAUUAGGAAAUCAUUCCCAGGCCAGUACUGUACUCCUUAUUAAACCCAUUAUUUUAAAGUGAGUCAUAUAUGAUCGAAUAUGAAGAUUGCGGUUCUCUGUGUAUUUUGAAUAUUCAUAGCUCACAGAAUUGGUAACUGGGGAGAUCCAUGAACUUGAUAUUGUAAAACUCACUUGGUGAACUGUAGGAUCUAGCAGUGGGUUUCGAAGUUAGGACUCUGCAUUUCUGACAUUUUUUGCCGUAAUUUCAGGACUAGGCUAUUUAUGAAUUUAAUUCCACUCCUCCAUUGCUGAUAUUAUCCAUUAUUGAUUUAAUGGUUGGAAGCACAGGGUUAAUUUAUAAAAGUCACCAAGGGUUAGGGGUUGUUGCAGGGAUGUAGUAACGUUUCAGUGGUUUCUGCAUUGUGGUUGACCGUAAUUGAUAGAUUCUCCGAAAUAAACGGCUGUUCGGAUUCUGGUUAGGUUUGAAUUACUUACAAUUUAAACUGAUAGAUUAAAUGGCAAAGUGACUUUAAUUAUAUACACAGAGACCACAGGCUGUCACUGGCAGCACAAUGCUGCUUUUAUAAAUUGGCAUAAGUGUAUAUUACUCGUUGAAUACUUCCCUCCUCCAAUGCCACAAGAUUGUUCUAGGUUGCCAUGUCUGCUUUUGAGUUAGAGUAUUUUGUAUUUUAUUUCCUCAUUUUAUACAUUAGUUAGCUAAUCAUUGUAUUUAGUUCUUUUUAGGCUGAAUAAUGAUUCAUUCUGUGCUAUAGCACAUUGCAAAGUGGGGGCCCCUUUUCUGAACCUUAAUGGCUGUUCCUGGCGUGUGUGUCAUUCUUUGUAGCUGCCAUAUUUAUUGCACGGGGUCUUGCCAUUACAGAAGCAUUAACACCUAAGCCCAGAUCGCCUUGUGAAUGGCCGUUGCAGGCAAGAUGUGUCUGAAGAUCAGCCUACUGGAAGAUUUCCUUUUGGACUCUUGCUAACACGUGUAUCAGGACCGAAUGAAGGCCCUGUAAGAAAGAAAAAGGUUAAAGGAGUGCUCCAAGCACCAUUACAACUACACUGUGCUGUGAGGUUUGCUGGCCGUUGCUUCCUGCAACUUUUCUUCAGGUAUUGAGAGCCCGAAGCACCUGCUAGGAGCUUCCAAGUCCUGCAGCGCAGGGCCAUCUCAUUGGCUGAGAGCAUCAUCUGAUCUUACUCAGCCAAUCACAUAAGGCCUGCACUGCCAGGCUUAGCUAACAGCUUCCAGCUUUCAUAGGGGCAAGUAGUGACACCCCAGGCAGCAACCGGUUUGACUACUUACAUUUGGGGUGAGGAGGGCACCAGGGCACUGCUGACACCAUAACCACUACAGUGAACUGUAGUAGUUAUGGUACAUGAUGUGUUCCUUUGAAAACCACUAAUUUGGAAACAAAUUACGUUGAUGUUUGCAGCGCUAUUUACUAAAUUGUAACUGUUGGAAAUUGACAAAGAGAUUACAAAUGUGUCCUCUAAAAUAGACAAAUCAGAAACAUUACACUAUGUCCUAAGCUGUUCCUUCAGCCUCGCAGUUCUGAACAAUUCCUGAUUUAGUGAAUUACUACUUCAAGAUGUUCUGCUAUCAGUGUAGUGGUUAUGGUGCAAAGAGUCUACAGGUACAGAAACAAGGCUAUCAUACCAUUUGGGGGUGAACUGACAAAAACAGGGGAUCUAAAAAAAAAAAAACAACGUACAAAAACAUACCAGGAGAGCAACUCUAAGUUAUUCGUCCCACAAAUUGAAUAUCUCCACCCAGAAUGCCAUGCUAAAUAUGCAAAUAAACUCAUUUCAGAUCGUCAUCCUAUGUUUUUGCUUGCUCCCUGUCCAUUGACCUGCAGUUUUAGGACACAGCUCUUUACGCACAUAAUGGAAUAGUGCAGUAUAUGAUUUCAGAGAAUGCACGGGGAGGGCUGGUUAUUAUUAUAAUAUUUAUGAUAUUCUGUACUUGGAGAUUCCUGAUGUAAUUUAAACCCCCCAUGAAUCGUGCUUUGCUCUCUGAUGGUUCACAGAGAAAAGCUCAUUAUUCAGUCAAUGUUUCUAAUGCGACCGAAAACACACAUAAGUCUGUAAGAAACAUCCGUAGAUAAAACAUUGUAUUUCAUGAAAAUGCUUUUAAAAGGACCAACAACUUUGAAUUUAUAAAAUAAACAUAUGGACUAUCUGCCUGAAGGAUUUUAUUUAUGAAGUGAAACCCCAAACUGUGUUCCCUUGGGGUAGAUAUUGACUUCUUUCUUGAAUGAUGUCUUCUAGCUAACGGCUGGUUUUGUUCACGCACCAUGCGGCCCAUGGACAGCUUCCCAAGUUAAGAAAGUGCUGAUACAACAAAGGAAAAUAUUCAGCAGGCCCCUGGCCAGCGGGUUUUAAUGCAGGCUGCAUCUGGUUCUGGAGAACCAUUUAUAAGUCAGCCUUCUCUAAGGGAUCGGCUGGGCCAAGAAACUUUGGCUUUUAACUAACGCAGGGUUUCUCGAGUUUCUGAGGACAGAGCGUAAUGUUAGUGAUGUGCAAACUCAAGUCUGGCGGGGUCAGUGAUGUUUUAGUAACAUUAUUUUUGUCUUCAUUCUGCUUUCUCAGCAUUUGAGAAAAUGAUUGUUUGUUUCAUUUUUGCAGACGUACGGCCUUUGAAAUCUCUUUGUCAUUAUGUGGCGUUGCUAUAGAGGAGUAAUGGCUAACUCUCCUGAGGUUUCAGAAUAUAUUUCCUUUGCCUUAGGGUGUUAAGUUAAUCCAAUAUUGCUAUAGAGAUGGGAGGACCAUGAUCAGGAGUUUACGGUAUCAGUGGGAGAGCAGUGACCAGGGAAAAGAUGGAAUUUGAGCUCUAAUAGAAGUUGGGAGAGAGCUUGGACAGGAAAUAACACACAGAAAGAUAUGUGAAGAGGACAAUGGGAGAGAUCGGAAGAGUAAUGGAAUGAUAAGAGUGACAGGUUACAGCAACCAUAGAGGAGGUGAGAGAAUGGAGACACAAUCAGGAUAGAAAUUUAAUUUGAAUAAAAGAACUAAAGCAGACAUUUCCUUUUGCAAUAGAUGUAAAAUUUUUAUCCCAAUUUGGACUUCAUUCAGUGGAUGAGAUAAUCAGCUGAUGUUCUCGGCCAAUGAAUUGUGACCAAACACAGCCAGAUUUGCUAUAACUAAUACGGAAUGGGAACUUUAGUGAUAUCAAUGAAAAGGCGCUAUCCGUGGACACCAGGUGAUCAGAGGUAAGUAGCAAAGAGUUUGAAAAUACCUUCCCUCCUUGGUAUGAUGCCAGGGGACUACUAAAGCAUUCUGUAGUGGUGUUGAUCCUUACAGUGCCCCUCUAAAGAGUGUUGUUCGCAGUACUGGAGACCGUAUCUCCAGAAGGAUAUUGAUACCUUAGAGAGGGUUCAGAGAAGGGCUACUAAGCUGCUUCAUGGAUUGCGGGAUAAAACUUACCAGGAAAGGUUAAAGGAUCUUAACAUGUAUAGCUUGGAGGAAAGGCGAGACAGGGGGGAUAUGAUAGAAACAUUUAAAUAUAUAAAGGGAAUCAACACAGUAAAGGAGGAGACUAUAUUUAAUGAAAGAAAAACCACAACAAGAGGACACAGUUUUAAAUUAGAGGGGCAAAGGUUUAAAAAUAAUAUCAGGAAGUAUUACUUUACUGAGAUGGUAGUGGAUGCAUGGAAUAGCUUUCAGCUGAAAUGGUAGAGGAUAACACAGUGAAGGAGUUUGAGCAUGUGUGGGAUAGGCAUAAGGCUAUCCUAACUAUAAGAAAAGGCCAGGGACUAAUGAAAGUAUUUAGAAAAUUGGGCAGACUAGAUGGGCCGAAUGGUUCUUAUCUGCUGUCACAGUCUAUGUUUCUAAGUGGAGCUGAGGGUCAUGGGGAGUUUAGUUUAAGAACCCCUGAGAUGCCAAGGUUAGAGUUGCUGCUCUAUGGGAAUUUUCAGUAUAUGAAUCCUGUCUUCUAAUGGGACCCUGUCUGUCAGCUAUAAAUCUAACUCUAUAUCUUUCUCAAGAUAUUAACAUGUUGGAUAUAAUGAUGCGUCUCUGGUUCUCUCUCAAUCAAUAAUCUUUCCCUAGGGUGUAAUAUCCUCUAACGUACAGCAUCCGAGACAGAUACCAUUAAGAUUUUAUUUAUGUCUUUUCUUUAUUUUAUACACAGUCAGCUGUUCAUUAUAGACAGCAGCCAAUGCCGCGUUUGGGACAUUAUCCCUCCCCAAGCGACAGUGAAAGAUUUUACUCUUAAAAUAAGGGUUAUAAAUUAACAGGACAUUUGGCUUCUUUUCCAGGAGUUAAUGAACAUAUAAAUGUCUUACUGAGACAUCCGCAUUUAUUUGACAGCCAUUAAAAGUAAAUAAGUCUACUACAACAACUCUUCUGUAUAGUUCCAGACAGGGGGUUGUGCAUUACUUGAAGGCACAGAAAUGCCAGAAGAACAUUAAGCAUUCUGCACCAUUUGACACCCACUGAGGGUGAUUCAAGUCUACUCAACUCAUACGAAGAUACUUGCUCACAGAGUAGCUUUAACUGUUGUCAGUAAAUAAGCAUGGCUAGCAUUGAAAUGUGCAAGACUACUUCUGUAGUACCCCACCACUUGCAUUUUCAGUGAGCCAAAAAUCAAGGUUUUUGUGGUAUUUUCGUCAACCCCAGUUCAGCGUGUUUUUGUUGGGUCAUUAAUGAUAUAGAUAUAACUUGGGAGAACUGGGGGAAAGGGGGGCGUGCAUCCAACCUAACCUAACCUAAAAAUGGCAAAAUGUUCUCCCAAACUGAGCUACAUGGGGUCGCUACUUAUAAUUAUAAUUAUUGCCAUUUAUAUAGCGCCAACAAAUUCCGUAACGCUUUACUAUAUUAUAGGAGGGGGAGAUUUAACAAUAAAUGAGACAAUUACAAAAACUUACAGGAACAAUAGGUUGAAGAGUACCCUGCUCAAACAAACUUAAUAAGAUACAAACUCAUUUAAUUACGAUGCCUGAUAUUAGAUGCAUUGCUUUGUAUCUUUAUAUCCUUAUCCUAAUACCUGUAAAAUGCUUAAUAGUGAAUUAAUCUCAUCGUAUCAUUAUAUAAUUAUCCAAAUACCUGUGAGAUGUUUAAUUUCAUUUUAUUAUUAUAUAAUUAUCCUAAUACCUGCAAGAUACUUAAUCUCAUCAUAUCAUUAUAUCAUUACUCUAAUAACUGUAAAAUACUUAAUAUUAGAUUAAUCUCAUCAUAUCAUUAUAUCAUUACACUAAUACCUGUAAAAUGCUUGAUAUUAGAUUAAUCUCAUCGUAUCAUUAUAUCAUUACUCUAAUAACUGUAAAAUGCUUAAUAUUAGAUUCAUCUCAUCGUGUCAUUAUAUCGUUACUCCAAUACCUGUAAAAUGCUUAAUAUUAGAUUAAACACAUAGUGAUCUCAUCCUGUCAUUACUCAGAUACCAGGAAGAUUUUAAGAUUAGAUGUGAGAUUAUUCUUAUCCUUAUCCAACAUUAAUCUCUGUAUGGGGAUUUUGGUACCUUCUGAAUUAUUACUCACCCUCCACAUCACCACGUGCCCCCUAUCGCUUUCAUAAACCUUUCCUAAUCCCUCAAAGCGUUUUUCUCUUAACUCCCCAUUUUUUUCUCAAAUGCAUUCGUCCAACUCAUUUACCGGUCCUGAUGUGAAAAAUUCCUUCUAAUUGCUUAUGACAGACAGACAGAGCCAGACGGACAGAGCGCCCUAUGACUGCAUGGCAGGAUGUAACAGCCUCUGCUAUCAGAGUCUGCUUUGUGAUUUUGUUUCUGUGACAAGUAAGACUGCUAGUAAAUAAUGAAAUAUGGUGCAGCUUUUACCCCUUGAGGUAAUUUGUGCCUGGACUGUCUGGGACAGACGUGUUGGACAUCCUUUACAUACACAUCUCUCGUUUCUGUAUCCUGGCCGCUCAUUUUAAUGAUAGAAAUCUUUUUGGGAGGAGGCUGCAGAGAGUUUGCAAUUAAUUAUCUUGAAAACUUGGUAUCUGUGCUGUGCCUACCCUAAAAAAACUACAUUUAGCUAAAGAGGGAACCAGAAGGAAUUGAAAUGGGAAAUGCCAGAUUUUUCAGUUUUAGAACAAAAAGAGACUUGUACAAGAACGAUUUGCAAAUCCCUGAUGAGAGCAAAGCAUGUGAAAUGAACCAGGAAAAAAACACAGCAACCGAGGAAAGAGAGGAAGGGUUUCAGGGAUAACUCAGAAAAUUAAUCUUGAUGGGCUUUAUCCGGGACAGGGGGAUUGCUGAGGGCCGGUAGACUGGCAAAAAUUCCCAGUGCCUGUUUUACAUCAGACAAUUUUUAUAGAAAACAGAACAACGAGAAUGUUUAAAACUUUGCGAUGACAUAAAAUAUGUUUCGUAGGAAUUUCUACCAAAUGAUUGUGAUGUGACGGAAAGACUUAGAACAAUGUUUCCAUUUUAUGUUUUUACACAGAUUUAUAUUCAAGACACUGGCACAACAGAAUAAGGAAAAAUAUCGAGUGGUGUAGCCUUUUUUAGUAUUUCCCUGUAACUGAACACGGUGAUGAAUUCCGAUUGAGGUUUUGUAAAACUCACAAAAAUAUCUGGCAAAAGCCGUAGUAGUGGGAAUUAUAUGACCUUCAAAUUAAAUCAGUUGUCCAUGUUCCACAUCAUUGACUGUCUUUUUGCACUGUAUGAGCUUCUACAGCAGCAUCGAGAAACCCAGACUGUACUGUGUAUCUGUAGACCUUGAUAACUGACCGUAUACUCUGUUCCUUUGCUGAGUAAUACCCCAUUCAGUGUGUGGUUCUGUGUGCUGGUAGCAGGAGCAAUCAGACUCGUGUGGACGAAACUGACUUUUUCUGAUACGUUUAGCUUGCUCCUAUUAUAUUUUGGUUAUUUUUAUUCCCUGAUUCUGUAUUCCAAGGAUAAUGUAUGCAGACAGACAGACAGGCAUUGUGAACUUAGUGGAUUCUGUUUUAGUUGUUGGCAUAUUUCACAUUUUAUCUAAAUUUGCACAUUCCGGAGCAUUGGAUAUCCGUAGAGAUCAAGUUUUAAAGUAGAUGAGAUCUGUGCAUUUACCAACACACAAUAUUGCGGGCAGUGUCUGACUGUGCGCAGGGUAUAAUGUCAGAAAUCCCCAUGCAAUACCACACUAAGACACUGAGCGAUCUUCCUCGUUUGAAUUUCAGAAUAUAAUUUUUAUUUAUGUUAAAUAUAUUGUAUUACUUAACAUUUAAUGUAUUAUCCUAAUGCAGGGGUGCCCAAAAGGACCCCUGGAUGUUUAAAAACUACAGCUUCCAUGAUGCUUUGUCAUUCUAAAGACAUGCAAAAGUAAGCAAAGCAUCAUGGGAAUUGUAGUUCCACAACAUCUGUAGAUCUAGCUAGUGAGCCCCCCUGUCCUAAUGCAUUGAAAAGUGGGAUGGGGAUUGCAGAUUGGAGUGGCUGAUUUCAGUCAGGGAUAUUAACAAUGCAUGGCACUAGGCUGUAAUUAGUAUAAUACAGGAGGCAGUCUUUACUCCAUACAGUCAUGGACUGUGCAUGUUUUUUUAUAGGAUGCCCUAAUUAAUAUCAGAAUGUGGGUCUGGUACUCAGCAUGAUGUUUGUGCAAAGACUUUGACAAGAUGUUCGGUAAAUAGCUGCGUAGCAGAAAUUAAUUAAUGGAGCUCGGUGAAUGAAGGUGUUAAUGUGACCUGAUCAUUUAAUUAAUAGAAAACAAUAUGUCAACGAUUGUCUCCUUGCUUAACAAUUAGUCCAUAAACUGACUUCACUUGUGAUUAAUUCCUGUCCAAUAUCCUUAAAACCUAUUUCUCUGCUCAGAUCUUUACUGGAAGAAGAGUGCAAAGCACGGGAGAGAGAUAUUGCCCUCCUACAGGUAUGUGUCCAAACCUGUGUCUCAUAUUACAGCUCUGCAUGGCGCCAAUCUCAGUUAUUUCCUUUCUUUUCCAACCGUUGGGUAUAAAUUGUUCCCAAUUUGUUGCAUCUUUAGCCCCUACAUUUCCAUUAUUUCAUUCUGAGAUCAAACCAGCACGAAAUGUAAUCACUUUAGUGAUUUAGGAUCUUUCAAACACAACUUAUAGUCAACUGUGCUGCUUCUGUUUGUCCAAAAUAUCCCACCUUGAAGCAAUUUCCAACUCUGUUCCUUCCUAGCUUCAAAAUGAUUUCUGCCAGCAAUUGUAAUAACUUGAAGUAUUUUGUUCUUGGCUAAAGAUACACCUAGUCUCUUUCUGAAGCCAUCUGUUAAAGUUGAAGGGACAACGUAUCUAGGCAAACAAUUCCAUUUCUUUAUUAUUCCAACUUGCAAAGAAUGCUUUUCUCUGCGGUAGGUGAAUUCUUCUUUCUUCAAAUCUAAAUGGAUUCUUUGUACAGUUACUGCUAGACUGGACGUCUGCUUUUGUAUUUGCUGUGAGAAAAUAAAUGAUGUUCUCUUAUUCCCUCAAACCACCCAGUGGAUCAAAUUAAAACUAGUUUAUCCUUUCUGAUUAAUUAAAGUCAUCUUUUCCAUUUAUUAGUUUAUCAAACUGCUUUUAUACAUUUUCCAUUUCCAUCUUAUAUAUAUAUAUUUAAAGAAACACUAUUACGUUGGAAAUACAAAUGUGUAUUCCUAAUUCUAUAGUGCUAAAUAGUUGUUUAGUUUGCCAUACCCCUCCGAGUGCCUGACAGGGUGACCGUGUGGAGGAGGACAGGUGACAGUGUGUGGGGAGGUUGACAGUGUAUGGGGAUGUUGGUCACAGUUUGGGGAGGUUUAUGACGGUGUGAGGGAGGGGGGUGACAAUGUGGGUGUGUGUGACCGUGUGGGAGGAGGACAGGUGAAAGUGAGGUGGGGGCAUUGUGGUGGGAGGGUGACAGUGUCGGGGCAGUCAGUGUGGGAGGGUGGUAGUGGGGUGGGGUCAGUGACAGGGUGGGAGGGUGGUAGUGGGGAGGGGGGCAGUGACAGGGUGGGAGGGAGAUGGUGGGGAAGGGGCAGUGUAGAAGUAUGAAAGUGGGGGGGAGACUAUGGAGAGAGGGUAGUAGCAGUGUGGGAGAGUGACAGUGGGGAGGGAGGCGUAGAAGAGUGGCAGGAUGAAAGUGGGGAGGGAGACUGUGGGGAUGGAGGCAGUGGAAGUAGGGAGGAUGGCAGUGGGGAGAGGGGAGGUGUCAGUGUGGGAGGAUGAAAGUGGGGAGGGGGCAGUGGCAGUGUGGGAGGAUGAAAGUGGGGAGGGGGUGUCAGUGUGGGGGGGAUGACAGUGGGGAGGAGGGCAGUGGCUGUGUGGGAGUGGGACAGUUGGGAAGGGGGCAGUGGCUGUGUGGGAGGGGGCAGUGGCAGUUGGGAGGAAGACAGUGGGGAGAGUGACAGUGGAGACGGGGCAGCGGCAGUGUGGGAGGAGGACAGGUGAAAGUGGGGUGAGGGCAUUGUGUGGGGAGGGUGACAGUGUGGGGGCAGUCAGUGUGGGAGGGUGGUAGUGGGGUGGUGGCAGUGACAGGGUGGGAGGGUGGUAGUGGGCAGGGGGGCAGUGACAGUGCAGAGAGGGGCAGUGACAUGUGGGAGGGUGAUGGUGGGGAAGUGGCAGUGUAGAAGGAUGAAAGUGGGGGAGAGAAUAUGGAGAGAGGGCAGUGGCAGUGUGGGAGGGUGACAGUGGGGAGGGGGGCAGUGGCUGUGUGGGAGGGGGCAGUGGAGAUGGGGGCAGUGGCAUUGUAGGAGGGUGACAGUGGGGAGGGGAGCAGUGGCAGUUGGGAGGGAGUCAGUGGGGAGAGUGACAGUGGAGACGGGGGCAGUGGCAAUGUGUGAGGGAGGUUGGGAACCCCUGUCUUACACCAUGGUGCUCUCUCCCAAAGAUGGCCUCACCCCUAUGGCUGAGAUCAUCGGGAUUGAUGAUCUCAGCCAAUCCAAUGCUUUACCAUAGUGUGCAUAUGUGCAAAAUGCUCUGAGACCAUCUUAUGGAAAUAGCAGAGUUUUAUUCUAUCUCUGCAGAAGUGUAUCUAGUGGCUGUCUGAGUGAAAACAUUGUCACUCCUGUAGAAUAACAUAAAUGGUUUCAUUUGUAGGGUUAAAAUCAAGGGACAUGACACCCAGAUUGCGCCAUUGAGAUGAUGUGGUCUAGGGGCCUAUAGUGUCUAAUUAACAGUUAACAUUGAGCAAUGCAAACAUUUUUACAUAUUACAUUGUUUUAAAAGUUUAUACAAAAUAUUCAAUCAUUUUAAAAGCCUAUCCAACUAUAUUAGAUUGGGGCCAAAAUAUGUUUUGUUAGGCAGAGCUGGUGGAAUCAUGUUUACUAGACAAAAAUCUAUUUUUUUCUUGUACAUCCUCUGUCUCUCCUUUUCCAUCUUUUGACAUUCUAGUUUCUCCAAUUAUCUGUUUCCCUUCAUUCUUCCAGCCCUUUCUUACAGGAUCGUUCUGUCCCUGUCGCACUCUGCACUUGAUUCUGUUCCAAGGUUCCCAUCACCUUCCACUGGCUUUCCAUUGGGCUCCAGAGUACUCCUGGCCGCAUUGCUUGGGUUUAUUCAGUCGCAAGUGCUUUGCGUUUGCUUGAGGUGCAUAGCGCACACAACAAUGAUUGUGUUGGGUACAGAACUUUGUGUACAUACAACAAAACAAACGGGUGUGGAAUGAAUAUCACAUAAAAUUUUACUUACAAUUAAUAAGUUGAGCUACUGAUUGUGACAUAUUGGGUGCAAGUAAUAUUUAAUGUUUGGGUGAUGCCCCACUCACGUUCUAUUGUAGCACAAGCUAUAUGGUGUGGUGAUUUGGGAGGAGAGACACACAAGUGAUCUUGUUUUGUCACUAUUGCUUGUUGUUUCAAUCAAACGCCUUCAAAUUAAAAUGAAUGGUACUCUUAUGUUUGUAAUAAAGCUGUUUUUCAGUUGAUGAAGAACAUUAACAAUUGUUGUUUUCGAUUUUUGGACAAUUAGUAAAGCUUUUAUCCUUUGAAGAGUUGAAUUUGACAGCCUUUAUUACUGGUUCCAAACCGGCCGUCCCAGUUAAUGUAGUGAUGGUGUAAAUGUGAUGAUGGUAUCCCUGGUUCAAUAAGACAUCAUAAACAUAUUCAGCUAAUUGGCGCAAUCUCACAGCACUGUACUAUGAUUCACUCAGGAUCAGAUGCUUUGAGAGCAGCUGUUUUUGAAAUGAAAGUCAUACUCAUACAAUCAAAAAUAUAACAAACAUUCAGUUUUAUGCAAAAUAGCACAAUCACUGAACACUGUUACAUUACACAAAAAAAGGACGUAUUACUCACUGAUUGCGUACUAAUUUGGUGAUUGAAUCCUGGCGUUAAAGGCUUAAUUGAAGUCAAUCUAAACCGUUUCUGAUUUCAUAUCUGUAUUCAUUAGAUCACCGUCAAAGAAUGGUCGCACGUCAUGACAGCAGACAGAGUCUGGCAAUGGAAAAAUCCUCUCCAUUUAUCAGAAGAGGUGUACGCACAGAAUGAAAUGUUCUGAACCUUUGUGUCUUGUAUUGUUAUUAUCUGGUGUUGUUGAGCCGAGCUCCCUGGGCCCUGUACAAGGCUACGGGGGAAUUCCUGGUUAUUAUUCCCUCUGUGAUACAACUGGUCAUCCAUUCCUUGUUUUUCCUUUUAAGUCUGUUUAUACUUUUGCUAACAAAGCACCAUCACGGAUCACAUACAUUGUAUAUUUCAUUUAUUACCAUAACAGUCAGCUAAUAAUGCCCAUUCUUAUCUGACUGUACACACAGAGUUAGAAGCAAACACUGGGAUUAGGGACGCCUCACAACCAAUUUCCGCUGUUUGACUGCCAGAGGGCCUGACUCGAUUAAAUUGCUGAAACCAUUAUGAUAAUGAAAGUGAAACGGUUCUUUAUAUUUUAAUGACUUAAUGCUUUUUGAGAGUUGGGCAUGAUUGUCAACAAAUCUCACUAGUCCUGGUAAACAAACUGUUCCCAGGGAAACAUUUUUAAAAUGUUAAACAAUAACAUGUAACAUAUACAUUGUGCUAGAAAACUUACUACCUGGUGUGUAAUGCCAGUGGCCCGAGGUGCAGCUCCCACAGUACCUUGCAGAGCAAUCUUAUACAAUGCUCAAUGUCAGAUACACCCCACUAAUGACUUCAUUAGUUAUCCUGUCCCGAUUUUAUACCUUCCUAUAUUUGGAGAGAAGGGGGGCAGAGAGAACCUCUUUAUGCUAAAAUUAAAAAUCUAUUAAUAACGUGGGGUCACCCCAUGAAUCUGCUAGUAAUCCGACAUUAUAACAGAGUGUCCCCCUAAAAUAUUCCACAACGCACUCUUAACAGGUCAGAGAAGUAGGACAUGUAGCAAUUAAUUGAUUUGGUUCAUCUAAAACUUAAUCUCAGUUUGCUGAGCAGCCCAUUUACUACCCCCAUCCCAAAACAUGGCGCCCAGCUGAACUGUGCAAUUCAAAGUCUCACUGGUUCACUUUCAUUUAUUCACUAAACUGGUAAUUGAGAAGAAUUGACCAGCAAAUUCUAAAAGCUUGUGGUUAAAAAAACAAAUUAGAAAAAAUCCACCCCUUAUUUUUUCCCUAAAAAAUCCCGUUUUAGUUAAUAAAUCCACUGUGUUACGCGUCUCCUCACCGGCAGACUGAUCUAUUGAUCGAUGCCACCAUCUCACAGUUUAGCCAAUAAAGACCCCAUCAGUCCACUCACUCAGCUCUAGAAGUGUCACAAUCAGUAUUGACGCCGUAGUCUAUUAACUAUUGGCAUUAGCAUGGCAAGAAUGUUCAGGAAUAAAUACAUUUGGAUAAUGUUUGUUUUUUUGUUGUUGGAAUAUUUGUUUUUGGACAGAGCAAUGCUGCCCUCUGGUGGGUAGAUGGUACUGGUUUUGUUUUAGAGCAUAUUCUGUUUUUAAUUAAUCCUUAUUUUAUUAUUUGGACGUGUUGAAUGAAAUAAUAAGCAGCAUGGAACACAAAACAGAGACACAGAGCUUAGGGCUUUCUUUAUAGAGGAUAAUUUCUCCAACGUGGUUAUUCACUUAACCCUCACAGCAUCUAUUGGUUGAUUUCCAUCCAUUUGGUCGAAUCAAUCAGGGGGAGAAUUUCUGUUGGCACGACACCCAUGGUAAGACAGAUCAGAGUGAGUGCCAUGGAGUAAAGACAAAGACAGUACCUCCUCAUUUAUCACCAUGAAGCUGUCAUGUCUGUCCGUCUCAGUUUGUCUCUCUAUUUAUCUCGGUAUAUCUUCCACAGGACUUAAGUCCAUCAAGUUUAACCUUUCAGAUAUGUAUUUAUAUACCUUGAUCUGCCUCUUUAUCUCAGCCUAUCUAUUUAUCUUGGUAAUAAAGAAGAAGUCCAGGCACUCCAAUAGCUUUUGGCACAUUUAUUAGAACAAUAGGUACACUGCAACGUUUCGACCCACAAUAGGGUCUUUGUCAAGCUACUUCACACCUAACAAUACAGACAUUAAAAGGCAAAAAUAGUGAAAGUGCAAAAAAUACAAUCAAGCAAUCACGUGAUCAAUAAGCAAUCAAUUAUGACAGAGCUUCUAAUUAGAUGGAGGCACCCAGUAGCAGGAUAAAGACGUGUGGAGUUCUACAUUUAAUUUAAUUUCGCACCUCACAAAUACAUAUUCUUUAAACAAAGGAAUAAGUAAACGGAAUAUUAGAACUCUUGGAAAGUGACAGUUCCCCCUUUGCAUAGCUACCCAGCAAGAAAUCCCCAAAUUCUGUGAAAGAUCUGCAUUGCUUCUGUGGCCUAAUGGCAGAAUCAUUAGUCCACUCACGGCAUUAGAGUGAGAAAAGACUGGUAUGUUGACUUUGACAUCUCCUGCAGCCAACUAAUUUGCAUAUUUUUUAAUUGUUUUCAUUUGUUGGCCAUUACUAUCUCUACUAAUCAUUUGUUCCAGGUAUCUAAAUCCCUUUCUGUAAAGCAGUAUUUAUCUGCAUUAAUGUUCCAAGCUCAUACAAUAUGAAAAAACACAACUAAAGAGUUUUUGUCUUUUUUACUCUGUGUUUGAGGAAUGAGCCACAGUUGUUACAGAAUACUUCACAAUGCGUUAUCCUUGCGCUGAGUUUAUGUUAAUAUUUAGACACAUGCAAAAAUAAAUUUUAGGCGGGGCCUGGCCGACCGGACGCCAUUAACAUGAGCUCCUGCACUAAGCUGAUAAAAAAGGCACUAAAACAAUCGCCCCUGACCGCCUAAAUAUACAAUGUUCCGCCAGAUCCGAACAGAGAAUGGCACCAGCUUACCCCCGAUACCUGAACAAUGCCCACCGCAAGCCAGGCAAGUAGAGAGGGCCAGGCCCGGCCUAGAUGAGGCAGAGCGCCAGAAUACCAGCGGCCAUUACAGGCAGCACGGCGCUGCGGAGCAGAGAACCACCGAGGCAUCCCGCUAUUGACACCUCGACAGGGGAAGUUACUCGGCCCGGGGCAUGGCGUUGCCCCUCCCUUUUGGCCGGCGGGGGAUAUCCCGGCUUCCAGGUGGAGGCGCGGGUCGCAGCGGGAGUCUCCUGCACUGGCACCAGCAACAUCGGAGGUGCCCGCGUAGGGGCUGAAACACCCACCCGAGGAGGCACCCAGAUCGGGAGCAAAAAGGCUUGGACCCACACAGAGAUAGCCCCAUAACCGGCAAGAGCACUCCUUAAAGGCAUCACUGCAACAUCAGAGGGGUAAAUGUGGAGAGCGCUAACUAUGGAGGGCUCGUGCGGACUUGGGCACAGCUGAGCGCUGGAUGGAUCCCCCAUGAUGACUGCCCGCCCGCCCGCUGGAGGAGUGGGUGCCCUAGCCCCUGGGUAUGUGGGGUCCCCAGAGGGCCAUGUCCCUGAAGCCGUGAGCCCAGUGGGGUGGGCCUGCGUGGCCCCUCCGGCGGACUGGUGGCCGGGGGGGUGCGCACCGGCUCCAAGCAAGUGGCCGGCCCCAGGUUAGACAGCAGGUAACACGCUCCUCUGAGUCCUGGAUCUUGGGUGGUGAUGGGGAGGUGCAGGGAGAGGGGGGCCCAUGGACUCUAGGUGUGGGAGUCGAAUUGGACAGCCCCUGCUCCCGAGUGUUGCGGGGAGGACAGACGGAGACUCGGCGGCCCAAGAACGGCAAGGCAGCUGUGCAAUGAGCGGCCCUCAGUGAACUGAUCUUAAGGACAGACCAGCCCCGUAACCGUUAAAGGCGUUAAAGUUCUCAGUUAACUUUAUUUGCUCCCAUUUGGGUUUGUUUUCAUAUUUUUUUUUCACCUGUACUGCAUAACUGCUUGUUUGAGUGUCUCUAGCAUGCUUAGUUGGGCGAACUUUAACCGAGUAGUAAAAUAUAGAGCCCUUAGUUGAUCCUAGCGAAAAUUCUACUGACGCAUCAGCCUAGAAUUAAUGAGGCACUGUUGCUCUGCACCCACGCUAGAUUUAGUGAACUGACCUAUGCUACCUGGCCGACAUAACUCUUAUGCAAUAAGAGUCACAUAAGCUUAGGUAUUGCUCAGAUGAAUAUAAGGCCUGCACAAUGCGUUCUUAUACCCCUUUACACACCCACGAUAUAACAAAUCCUGCAACGUUUAUGUACAUUUAUUUUACUUCAUUGCUUGUUUAUUUAACUACGUAUAAGGCUACACAUGCUGAAAGAGCCAUCACACGCAUAGUUAGACAUAGGUAUUGCUCAGAUGCCUAAAAAGCCUACACAAUGAGUUAAUAUGCCUGUCGAAUGCCCUUGAUGCAUCAAAUCUCGCAACGUCUACACCCAAUUUGAUUGCUUGUUUAUUCUGACUUAUAUGCCUCUGCACAGGCAACCAUAUGUUAUUUUUACCAAUUCGCAAAAUGCCUGCCUACGCUUUUCUGCGACUCUAAUAAAUAUAUUCAAAACAAAAAUACAUUUUAAGCGAUUCAUCUGAAUAAAAUUCCUGAUAAUCUGCAAAUGAAUCGAUUCUAAAAAUUCUGUUCAUUCUUUAAUGAGCUGAAUCUUCCAAAUUAACAUCCUUUUGAAAAGGAUUUUAAUUCUGACAAUUUUUUUCGUUGAUGAAUGAACCAAUUUUUCAGAAACGAUUAGUUCAACAAUUGCCAGGAAUUUCAUUUGGACAAAUCGCUUAAAAUCUAUUUUUUGCACGUCUUUUAAUAUUCAACAUCUUCGCUACUCUGCCGUUCUAUUUGUAAACAAGCGCAAGACACUCCUAAAAUUUCUGUUUUUAUUAAGGUGUUUAUAAUUAAGAGCACAGAUCAAAAAUGAAUAUCACAUUAAUUUCACAAAAAAAAUCUGUCUGUAAAAUAUUGUGGUUUGAGAUCAUGAGAAGUUAAAUGUUGCACAACCUGUGCUGUAGUAAUAUUCUGCUCUCUGUUCAGCCUCUUCCAACCAUAAAUUUCCCUAAAAUCACAUUCUCCCCUCCUUACAUGUACAACACUAAUAAAAUGUUGUGACUCUUCUUUUCUAUAACAGCAACGUCUAGAAUUGGAGUAUCUCUAUGGGGCAGACUCUCAGACACCGCUCCCGGAGCCCUCACUGGCAGGUAAACAUGAAGCAUCUGUUUGUAUUGCCAAGGCUAUGAUAACGCAUUGAGUGACCUGCCGCACCUAAUUUAUUUUUAUCUGCUAUGGGACACAUAGGUCGCAUUUUAUCAGUCGUCCAGAUGCACUUUAAAAAAAACACUGCUUGUUAACAGACAUUCCCAUCAAAUUGAGUGUGAUCCUGCCAAACUAUAUAACCAAGUUUUCCAAUUUAGACUCCGUUCUCUUUAUACCUUUAUGUUGGGUCACAUUUACAUUAGUGGUGCAGUUGGACUGUGUCUGGCCCUCCUAAAUCAGGCCCAUAACAUGGGAAUUGGACAAAUUGGAAAAUGUAUUACUCUGCUCAUUGUUGACUUACAUUAAUUUGUUCUAAUUUUAUUCUAAUAGUAUCUGAAACAAACAAUGGAAUUGUUGCAUCUCAUUUAUCUUCUUAUCGUUUACCUACUGUCACUAGAACCCACUAAUCCAAUAAGACUUUGUUUUCUUGUUUUAGUUUCUGGUUUUGUGUUUUAUUAACUGUAACUGUGAUCAUCCUCUCCCAUAACAUUAUCCCCAUUAUUCGUCUUGGCGUCCAUUUUGCUUAGUCAACAGAAACCGUAUUCCUUAAACGCAAGGCAACAUUCUCCGUAAUCAAUUAAUAAUCGUAUGGUGUGGUGAAAUUUUACGAACUUUGGUAUCAUUGGAUCUGUCAAAACCUGGUUCUCCUCCUGUCUCCUACAACUCACUCCACACCACGUAUCCCUCUAUUGGAUGUACACCAGAGAUCAGUUCUUUAUACCAUCCUUAUGUCCAGUCUUACUUCCUGUGUACCCCUUUUUUAGGUGACAUCCAGAUUUUUUUCUUUCCCUCCUUUCACACUGGUCUGUCUUCUGUAAAACCUCCUCUUUCGUCAUCCGAUAUUCCAUGUGCUCUCCAUUAGAAUGCCCAUCACCAUGAACUUUAUCUGUCCUUCCUGACCUGUAAUUUUGCCAACUCUGAAUUCAUUUUUAUUAAUAGUAUUGCCCUUUAUAUAGCACCAGCAGAUUCUGUAGCCCUUUACAAUAUUAUUAGAGGAGGGAUUUAACUAUAAAUAGGAUAAUUACAAGAAAACUUACAGGAACAAUAGGUUGAAGAGGGCCCUGCUCAAACGAGGUUACAGUCUAUAGGAGGUGGGAUAUAAAACACAUUAGGACAUGAAGUAGCAAUCAAAUAAGGUGGGAGUGAAGCAGAGCAGGAGGAGAGAGUAGAGUGCUGCCCUUUAGGGACAGGUAUGUGAGGUAGAGGUUAAUCUGGGAGGCCAUAGGCUUUCCUAAAGAAAUGGGUUUUAAGGCACUUCUUAAAUGAUUGAAGACUAGGGGAGAGUCUGAUGGCGAUAUUCAGGCUAUUCCAUAGGAAGGGAGCCGCCUGCGAGAAGUCCUGCAAACGUGAGUUGGCCGCACGGGUGCUAACAGCGGACAGGAGAAGGUCACGGGCAGAGUGGAGAGACUGAAAGGAGCAUACCUGUGGAUCUGUGUAGAGAUAUAAGAGGGGCUCUAAUUGUACAGUGCUUUAUAGGUAAGGAUUAGCACUUUGAAUUAACCCCUAUAGGAUACAGGAAGCCAAUGUAAGGAGGGGAGAGGUGUGAGAGGACCGACUAGAGAAGAAAAUCAGUCUGGCGGCACCAUUCAUUACAGACUGUAGCGGGGCAAUACGGCUUUUGGGAAGACCAAUCAGGAGAGGGUUACAAUAAUCCAUGCACGAAUUUACUAGAGCAUGGAAAAGCUCCUUGGUGGCAUCUUGCGUAAGAAAGGGACAGAUGCGGGCUAUGUUUUUAAGAUGGAAUCUACAGGAUUUGGCAACAUACUGGAUGUGAGGCCAGAAGCAAGUAUGACGCCAAGACAGCGUGCUUGCAAGAUGGACUUAUGUGGAUACCACUAACCUGAAGGGAGAGCGAAGGAGGAGGAUCCGUAUUAGGAGGAAAGACAAUGUGGGGAUAUUUAUGGGAUAAUAAUAGUAAACAGUGAGAAUUGCCCACUAAUUCAAUUCUCAGACCCCAAAGAUCGUUAUCGUGUUAAGUGAAAAGUAUUUCAUAUAAAUAAUAUCACAAUUUUGUUAUAAAAAUAGAUUUUUUUUAUAAUAACAAAUAAUUAAUAAUAUGUAACAUGCGUGACAAUAAUCAAUGAAUAUCCAGUAUAAAAUGGUAUGCAAUACAAAGGAACGGCUACACACGUUUCAAUGGCUAAACAGCAUUUUCUGUCAAGUCUUACACGAUUUAUGAGGUAUCUUUCACAGAGAGAAAGCGAAGGUUUUCACAGCGAAGGGCCAUAAAACCCUGGCUAACAGUUAGAAUAACCCUUUCAAUGCUGGCUAGACCUCCUAGGUAAUUAAGAUCUAUUCUUAUGUAAUUUUAAAUAAAAUAACAUUUAAACCAGUUCAUUAGUCAUUUCCUGGAACCAUCCAAUAAGAGAAUCUACUAUGUUAUCUAAGCAGAGUUUAAUUUGUCUAAAAUAUAUCUUAUCUUAAAUUAGAACAAAUCAAUACACCUGGAUAAAAACAGCGGUAUGCUAACACGUGAUAAUAUCACAUUAAUAUAUAAUUAUUCUUAAUUCCACCUGCAGAAUGGAAUGUUUAUAACUAUAUAUUCUUUAGUUAACUAAGAUUUCUUAAUAUGGAAAUCUGACCGUGAUUUAUCCAGUUGUAUCUCAUGCUAAUAGUAAAUUUUUAAUUAAUUUAAUUAAUUAAAUGAAACCAGUAUAAUUACCAGUUGAGUAGAUAUUUCAUCCGAUUGGUAGAUAGUCUCAGGAACUUAUUUGGAUGUCUGUAGGUGCAUGAGUUAUGGUGAAAGGUGGUGUUGGUUAGAAAGUCAGUAAAAUUCUAAGUGUUAGAGUUUUAAGAGUAGAGUGUUAGUCUCAGAUGUUGUCCUGGGUUUCUCUGCAUGUCCGAGUUGGAGUCCCCAAACUUCCAAUUCCUCUCUCCUCUUUUUUCCUUUUCCUUUGCAUACCCUUUGUCUUCCAUUUGUCCUAACUUUUAAAGGGCCAGACUCUCUGUACAUCAUUAGUUGAUAACCCAAUAGAAGCACUAGAGGUGUGCUUACCUAGGGAUCGCAAUUUAGGUAAUUGUUCUAUAGAGGGCAGUCUUGUCCCACUAAACAUACCUAUCCAGGAAAGAGUUAACUUUUCCUGGUGGCUAUUUUGACGUCAUUUUGGCCUAUCUUGAUAGUGGCCAUAACUUACGUUUCCUUUCAGAUCAAACAGUUUCUUUAAGUUUUGUCCAGACUAUGUGUCUGGCAAAUUCUGAGUUUUGACCCGUAACUUACAAUGGGACCUUAUACAUAUAGAAAGUAAAAUUUUAUUAUUUAAUCUUCUCUGUCACCAAUGUCUGGUUUUAGAAUUGAUCUAUUCCAUUAGCUUUUAGAUAGUCUGUCCAACCCCCGUUCUCCUUAUCACAUGGUUUGUUUAUACUAUGCAUUCCUUUAGCUCUGGCAAAGUGGUUAGUUUUACAGAUAGAAAUCUUGUGUCUUUUGUUAACUUGGAAAUAACAAAAUGGAGUCUGCUCUGUUCAGAGUGACUCAGAAUAUACACUUUUAAUUUCUAUCAUAGCACAAGAUGUCUGCCGAUAUAAAUACCCUGACAACAAGGAGCUCAGUUUUAGAGAGAUUGAGUUUCAGAAAGUGGGAGGACAUCCAGUCAGAGAUGGAAGAAAGGCAAGCAGUGACACGUUGCAGGAGGUCAGGGGAGGAGAGAUAUAUCUGGAUGUCAUCAGCGUACAGGUGGUAGUGGAAUCCAAAUGAGGUAAUAAGUUUGCCAAGAGAGGCAGUAUAAAGAGAAAAUAGAAGGGGACUAAGGACAGAGCCUUGUGGGACACCCAACCGAGACAGGAUGAGGGGAGGAGGUAUCAUUAGAAAAGGAGACACUGCAUAAGCGUUGGGAGAGAUAAGAGGAAAACCACGAGAGGACAGAUCUGAUUAUAAGACAAGAAAAUGAAAUAAAAUGAGUACUACCUAUAAGCCACCCUUUGAUUUCCUUUUCAUUUCCAGAGUUGAAAGAAGAGAGGCGUGUAAUUGAGCGUGACUUACAGCUCAGAGAUUCAGCAACAUCUUCACCGCAGAGUAUGAAUCCCAAAAUCAGGAAAACAAGGUAAAACUAAGAUAAUAUAUAAAAUUGCCAUACAUCCAGACUAUCACUGGAGUCCUCUAUUAACCUGAUUUACUCUGGGAUUGUUUGCUAUAUCUCAGAUAGCUACAUUGAAUGUUUACAGGAAAAGAGUAAAUCAGUAUAAGUGUACAGCAUCAAUAUAUGUACAACUUAAUAUUAUCAGUGUGCAUACACAAUAUAGAUUUUAACUCUUCUAAGUUCACUGCAAAAUGCACAACUUUAAGGAUUGUAUACUGUAAAAAAUGUUCUACUAAAUCGCAUUAUAUUACCAUUUCGUUUUAUUUUCACAGAUCCAUGGAAGUUUCUGAUAGAACCAUAUCUAAUCAUAAUCCUGUGUGUUUAUCUAAUAUACGAACUGCGUCUGGCAGUUUGCAGGAUAAAGCACCUAGAAUUGCUCCCUGUCCCCCACAUUCUAAGAUCAAAAUUGAGGUGAAACAGAAACCUAGCAGUAACAAAGUAUUGAUUCAAUCAACAGCCGCCCCUUAUAAACAAGAGGAGAGAACAGAUAUUACAGCUUACAAAUUAUCUCACAGACACAUUAAAGCACAUCCUGUUGGUGUUAUACAAGUCUCAUGCCCUUCACAUGACUUUCAGAAAUGCACAGUACCUGUUCUGAAUGCUUUAUCUGUCAAAAAUUCCUCAUCCAACCCUAUCUUGUUAGAGCAAUCCCCAUCUACACCCGAACUGCAGGUACCAUUACAAGGAAUGGAUUGUGUAUUUGUCCCUUCUCCACCCCAAGUCCAGCGACCAGCUGGAACCACCAGUUCCUUCUCAAGUUUGCGAAGAACGAGGACUCAGAAUUCUAUCACUCCAUCCUGA